Messenger RNA from Canariomyces notabilis, 824 nucleotides. RefSeq lists its product as uncharacterized. NCBI's taxonomy places the organism in Eukaryota, Fungi, Ascomycota, Sordariomycetes, Sordariales, Chaetomiaceae. The record is from RefSeq and is a predicted model, not a curated record. Bases 242 to 694 code for a protein of 150 amino acids. The transcript has 2 exons.
UUCUGCCUGAAGGAAGCCGGGCACGAGGGCUUUGUGAGCCUCGAUCAUGGUGUUGCUUCAAUUCUCGAAUCACAUCCUGAUCCUUUUAAUUUCCGCCUGACCCCCGCCCGCCACCUGCACUGCGGAGGUUUUCUAUUGAUGGAGCAAGGUAUUUAUGUAUGUACAAUACAGUACAUACAUCGUCCGCUGCCCGGCUUCCUAGGCAUCUUGGUAAACUGUAAUAGCUGCAAGGGACGCGAGCAUGCAAGCCAUGCAUGAGGACUUGGCAUCGUCCGUGGACAACCAAGGUUACAUGACGAACAUGUUGCUCCUCUGGACUUGGACACAAUACGGAAUCAACGUUCGCCGAAGGCAUGGCGCAGCCAAUCGCACAGUUGAGUCUCGGGUUCGAGGUAAACACUCUGCGCCUGCCAGUCAGAGACAGGCACUCAUCAAUCCGCAACAGACGCCAUCCAAGCUUCUUGACUCCAGCCCAUGCUUCCUAUGCAAGGGGUUUCCCCGACUUGCUUCUGCCAAAUCUCCGAGCAUCUCAACAGAUCGCCAGUGUAGUCUGCUGGAUGCUUGUGCGGGGGCUCUGUGCAUAGCCGCGUUGACGACUCGGAUUAUCAGGUCCAGCGACUCGGGAUCAUUCUCGCCUCGCUGGUUAAAAUCUACCCCCACGGCGAGCUGUCGAGCUCGAUGUCUGACAGCAUAGUUCCCUUGUGUGAACUUAUGCUGCUCGUACCUCACUCAGCCGUGCUCAAACUUGGAGGGAGUACGGGCGAGAGGCGCAAAGUUCUGAGCAGAAUGCCACAAUUCAGCCCGUCAUCAAUAGGGGUAAGGGU